Xyrichtys novacula (pearly razorfish) is the source of this 16692-nucleotide messenger RNA. The record is from the annotation of a GenBank genome assembly. NCBI's taxonomy places the organism in Eukaryota, Metazoa, Chordata, Actinopteri, Labriformes, Labridae.
AGUGACGUCAAAUAGCACUCCCACAUACGCCCCAACAACAUAAACUCCGAUUUACUCAGUACUUUAGCCUCCAUCUUUCAUUUUAAAUUACACCUGUGAUCAUCGCACCUGGGAGGCUUUGGCAGCCCAUUCAGCGGCUAUUUACGUCCUUAAAAUCUUAUUAAAGGACUAGACUGGCUGCAGCAGCGUGUGUUUGUGUGUUAUCGCGUGUCGAUAAGGUGGAGGUACUGUUUUAACCGGGAGAGUCGAACUGCAGCGCGGACUGAAGUCGCCCCCGGUGCCGCGGUGGUUCCUGUCUUUCUCUCAGUGUGUGGGGGUGUCUACCUCUCUCCCGCCUCUUUCCACCUGUCUCCCUCUCGGUACCGUUUCGGGUCCAGUCGCCAUCUCUGCUUUCGAGGACGACAGUUGUCAGGAAACGACUACGAAACCCCGGCGGGACCAUGUUGACUCUACUGACGACCAUGUACCUGGUGGUGCGAGCGGUUUCCUCACGGGUGAGUGAACGCAGCACAGCCGUAUACACUGGCGUCGCGGGGACGCUGCUGACCGUGCGUCCUUGAACGCAGCAUAACCGUGACAUUCUUGGUUUGAAGUUGACCGGCAGAAACCGACCGGGCUCGUUUCUCCUCCAGAAUCUUUUAGGUUGAGAAAUGUCUGCGCUAGUUUUGUGUGUGUCAUUUUGUUGAUUGACACUGCGGUGAAAAGAAAGCAUCCCCUGUGCUUUCUUUCUUUUCUUUUUUUAACCCGGGCCUGUCACCGUUUGACUGAAGGUGAGAAAAUGGCCGCCACAAACUUUUCAUCACCUUCGAGUAGGUGAGGCAUCGGCAUGUUGCGGCCUUUUCUGACCCCCGUCAUCAUUAAUUCAGGAAGAGUCGUUCCCACUUGGCAAAGUAUUUAGUGCCACAGUAAAGUCCAGUAGGGUUAACAAUUCAAUAUCCGGUCAGAGCUUUCAAAAUAAAGGAACAAUACUAAAGGACACAAAAAGUCUAGUAAAACAGACUCAUGUACUUCUAACUGUUAAACGACUGAGACACUGGAGAAGGAGAAGUAUUAAAUGUUAACAAACGUGUAACACGGCUUAAUUACUCAUAAUAAUGGGAUAAUUUUCUAAUGAUCUGCUGCCAGUCAUGUUGAGUAUGUAUGAUGUAAAGUUGAGAUCUUGUGAAAGCAGUCUAAAGUAGCUCAUUAUCAUGUAAAAAUUGAGAAAAUUUGAUGUAUUGUUGCAUGUACCACUUAGGAUCUCCUUACAAUAAAACAUCUUUAUUUAUUUGACUAACUUAUUAUGUUCACCCUUGUGAAAUGUCCAUCUGCCUAUCUUCCCUUUUUCCAGUUAAAUUAGUCAUUCAUUCAAUAGACAUAAAAGUCUUAGUGUGAACAUGACAACAGGUCUGGUUCUCUAUAAAAGGCUUAAUAAGUGCAGCUGGUCUUUUACAUUGAAGACUGAAUUAGGGAGGCUUCUGGCUCUGUUUCCUGUUUUGUCGCUGCCUUUCUGCACCUGUCCUGGGUGCAGAUUAUCAGCACCAUGGUCAGCUCCUGCCAGCAGCACAGAACUGAAGCCUAUAUAUUAGCCUUACAGAAUCUGAACCCAGUGAAAAGAACCAACAUGGCUGCCACUGUCCUUGAUAGGCUGAGGGGAUGAAUGAAGGUCUCGCCUCCCUGACACUGAUACUUUCCCUGUGAAAGAGCAUCCAGCUCAUUCAGCUGCAGCACUUUCUUUGAGGGUUUUUUCUCCGAGGAGGCAGUUGGUUGACUCUAUUACUUUUAGCUAAAAUUGAUAGCUCAGCAUGGAUUAGGCUGAGGUCAGGGAACUUAACAAGGUAAACAAACACUUCAUCUCCGAACGAAUAAAACUAUUCCUAAAUGGGUUUAACUUUUUGUGAAGCAGGGGUAGGACAAUAGCGCAAAAGAGUUGUUUUUUUUUUCCUACAAUAACGUGUUUAUCACAGUAAAUCACAUAAUAAUGCCAGUCGAUUGGGGGGUGGGGGUUACCCCCAUAAUGGCGGAGACCCGAAAAGACCAAAGAGUUCAUAAGUAAAGCAUUAAAACGGUUGACUGAAAUCCAAUUAACCUUCCAGCCCUCUAUAUUACAAGUGACAGGACUUACUUUAACCCUGAAGUGAGCAAAGUAAAGCAAAGACAGACCCUAAAUCGCAUGGCCUACCACACAUCAAUUAUUGGCCACCACAACCUAUAGGGCACAGCCAUCCUCAACAGACCCAGGCUAUGUUUAGAUUAGCUCCAGGUAUGAACAACGCUGAUACUACCUACACUACCACAUGACCCCCCCAUGUCCACCACUACUCCGACAUGGCGAUAGACAGGGACAAAUGGGCAGUAAGAAUAAGGCUGUACGCUUCACCUCCCCCUACUCUCCAAUUCUCUGAAGGAAAAGAGGAGAGAGAUAAAGAAAGACAAAACAGUCCAGAGACUAAAGGAAGGAUGACAGAGUCAGGGUGGGGAGCCCAUUGGUUCUAGCUCCCACCUUGCCCAUGCAAAUUUCCCUGCCGUGGGAUGAAUAAAGGUUUAUCUUAUCUUAUCUUGUCUUAUCUGAUCCUCAGCAGAUUAGGUGGCACGUUUUACCUCCUCCCAUUCCCACAUAGAACUUUUUUGUUGAAGCAAGCAAAAAAAGUUUUUGGCAAGCUCUGGCUAUAGCACAGUUGACAAAAUACUUCUACAACUCAAAGUUAAAAUCUUCACUAGGAUGCCAGUGUUGACCUGUAAAAACAGCCUUCGAACCGAAUAUGGAAGUCAAAGAAACUAAUAGCAGAUUCUUGGCUGGAUAUUUAAUUACAACUGAACGCUUAGCAAGACUUUUCAAUUAGUCAAUCAUAAGGGAGUAAAUUCCAUAAAUCCUCCUCUGCUUUACGGUCUGUUUGAUUCUAUCUAAGUUCAUAAUUUACGAACUGUACAUCAUCCUGCAUUUAAAAAAGGCAGACAGCUCCCACUGAAAUCAUAAUCCCGUUUUGGCAACAUGUACUGCUGUAAUAAAUCAUCUGAUAGCAGACUUCAGUGAAAUCAAACCACUUAAGGAAAAAACCAGGAUUUGGUUCUUGCUGGCCUUCAGAGAGACAAGAGAUUUGCUUAUUUUCUGACCUUGCCACAUCCUUGUCUUAGUUCAGUCUAUGCUCUCAUCUCCUGGUUGGAAUUCUUCUCUCUAAUUGUCAGUAGAUCAGACAGAUGGAGUCCAAUCAGAUUCACCCCCAGAGAGGCUGCAGAUAGCAGGCUGAACAACAACUUAUGAAGCUGGUCACUGAUCUCAGUGACCUCCUGCAGUCUGGGGAUUGAACUUGAUCCCAAGUGUACUCUCACCUUCAACUCAAAAACAGUGUGGAUGAAUCACUAAAGGUGUCCCAAGAGUUCCCCAGUGGUCUUGAUGUGGUUCUCAGGUCUGUUGCACCAUUAUUCACCACAAAAGGGCCUGAUAACUUCUUGAAAUAGAUUUUGAGACAUAAUGAUACUCUUCAGGGUUUACAGUAGCUCUUGAUUGGAUUCUUGUGAUCCAAUAAGCAUCCUUAUUGGAUCAUUACAUUAGUGGGUUUUUAGGUGGAUCCAGGGAUGACUUAGGUACUGUAGUGUUUGCAGUGGUUGAAAGCAUCUCUGGUUCGUGUUACUUGUUCCUUGGCCUGUUCUAGUGGUUGUGUUUCAGGCUCCUUUGUUUCUUGGUGGGUUUUUUGAUGACUUUGAAGAUUUUCAUGAUAAUAUUUUAAGACAAUAUGUGGUUCUGAAGUAUACAGGCUCUUCAGUUUGUCAUGUGAACAAUUUCAGUGCGACUGAAGAGGUUAUUUCGUGCUGAGUUUGUAAGUUCUUGAUGGUGUUUUAGGGGUCCUUAUUAGACAACAAAUAAUUCUGAAAGGGUAUCCAGUGUUCUGAGGACUGUGAAAUUUUGUUCUCAGGGUAGUUUUGGUGCUCCCUAUGUGUUGAAAAUGAGUUUCAAGGGAGCGUCCAACUGGAGGUCCAAAAAGUAUCCCCUGAGGACCUAGGGGUUUAGGUGUUGCUUAGAAUUGCUCCAUGCAUCCAGAGUUAGAAAUAAGAAAGUUCUUGAGAGUUUUGUACUUGAUUGAGUGGGUCUUUGUGUAUGCCAGUUGUUCUUGAUUGAUUUUCAAAGGCUUCUCGUUGGGUUAUUAGUGGUUCUUGUGCAGGAUCAACGAGAACAAGUCCAGUGUUCUCAGACUCAAGGUUAUCAAAUUGCCUUGGUGUUUGGCAUGUUCCUCAGCUUUGUGGUAUAGUUGGUUUUCAUGGAUGUCUUGAGGCCCUUUUGAGAGAUUUGAGGGUAAAUUCUGGUGGAUGUGUGCUUGGAUACUUAAAGACAAUUUUUGGUUGUGGUAAGGGUUUUAGCAUGUUCCUUGUAUGUUUUGAGACAUUGCAGGUAUCUUUUAUUAGAUGUUGGAGAGGUUCUAACGAGGUCUUUGGGAGUUUAUUGAGUUCUAGUUUGGAGGAGAUUGUGAAUAACUGCAAGGGUUUCCAGGGGGGCCUAAGUGGAGGUUCCUAGGGUCUUAAGGGUUCGAGAGUACCUCAUAAAGUGAUUUCAGGGGGUUUGAAGUAGUAAAUGAAGGUACAGUUUAAAAAUGUUAAAAAUGUGCUCAAGUAAUCAGAGACCACGGGCUCAUUCAAAAAGCCACACCUCAACAACUUCAGAAUUCUUAUUUGAAAUGAAGCUCUGAAAACAUUGAAUUGAGGUUUUGAAAGAUGCCAGAUUCUGAUUUUUUUUAGCAUAGCUACCAAGCUUUGAGGGGGACAGUAUAAAGCCCAAAAAGGAGCAUAAUAACCAGUCUAAAGUGCUAAAAGUGCAUUAGUCUCUAUUUAACUGUUAUUUUCUACAAGAUAAUGCAUGUAGUUUUGCUACUAGCCACGAGAUGCCGCCAAAGAGCCACUGCCUGAAUCGCAUGCAAAAACGACCUAUUUCAGAAACUCCUCGGCCGUAUAUAGCAAGGGUGGGCGCGGUGUCCUCAGUGCGGUGCAUCUCGGGAGAUUGUGUUCCUUUUAUGAACUUAGCUGGGUAAAGAAGCCCGUAUGAGCUUGGUGAAAAGACUACAAGUCCCGCACAUUGCAGGACGAGACGUUUCACCGCCUGACUUUACAAUACAAGCACAGAGGUGACCCUUCCAUCUAGUCCGUCUCUGAGCCGGGAGAACAGGCACCCCAGACCCAAAGCAUCUCCAUCCGUGAGCAAAAAUGGUAAGCCGAGUCAACUGACAGAUUAUUGAGGUGGUAAACGACAAUAGCCGAGCAAUACCUAUGUGCAACUAUUAAUAGUUAAGAUAGGCGUGAAACAAUGCAUAAGUAGUUGACAUUGAAAAGAGGGCGGAAGAGUUAUACUUAAAAUUUCACUUUAUGUAAUGUUGUUUUGUGUGCUUUAAUUCAGGCUUUUCUUCACGCCGAAUCCCCGAUUACAGUGAAACACUGUUAGCAGAGCUGUGUCACGCACUCUGUUGCGCAGCUAUAAACCGCAGUUUGAAGAUGAAGGUUGAAUGAAAAUCCGCCAAUGGAGCUUUUUGCAUCCGCAGCAGAGAGUACAUUUGUUUCUGCACUUUCUUUACACUUCAUGAGAUCCGCGCCUCCAUCUUAAUCCGUGGCAUGGCGUCGGCGUCGGGUUACAUGAUCGGACCAUUCUUUUAUUCAAUAGAGGAGACCAAUCAUGAGGCGAGACAAUCCAAAUUGACACCCGCUCCAAUUUAACAAACCAGAGCGUGUCAGAAAAGUUGGGAUAAUUUUAAAACAUUUUAUAGGGCGUUUUCUAAAUGUACCAAAAAACUAGCUUGAAUUCGGCUUGUAUGAUGAUCUAUUUGAACCGGUAACAGAGCUUGAACCACUGUCUUUUCAGCUGCACCUUUAGCUGUUCAUUUUCUCAUAGUUCUGCGAACCGAAUUAAAAGCUAAUUUUUAUUACGCUGAAUCGCCCGCCUGGUUGUUUUUGUGCAUGCCGAAUUAAAGAAUGGGAUCAACUUUAUCAGUUAUACUAUAAAGUUCGACUGAAUAGGGUAGCUACCCUUGUCAGUGUGCAAGGUCAUGGUUCAUUGAGCGUUUUUCUGAACGGGGUUUGGUGGUGACUUUCUUCGUACAAAGGGUCCACGGUGGGGGGGAGUAAAGGCCCGUGAGCCCACUUAUCUUGGGUUAUGUUAAAGGUAUGUGCUAAAAAUGAAAAUGUUGAUCUAAAAAGAGUUGUAUUAUUUUAAGCAUUAUGUUAAAGUAGUCAAGUAAAUUCCUUUGUAAUUUUUUAAAGUACUUUGAAAUUAAAAAAAUUACCGAAUGUUUUAAAUAGACCUGUGAUACAUCACCGAAACAAAUGGUGUUUUAAUUUAGUACUAAAACAUCAAAAAAUUGGUGACAUAUGAAAGUUAUUUACAAUAUUUAAAAUAUUUGAGAUCACUGUAAUACGCCAAAAAAUGCUUCUAUAUUUAAAUAUUUUAAUUAAUUCUGAAAACAAAAGUUGUGUAAAAUAUUUCAAAUAUUUAAAAAAGUCCAAUUCGUCUAAAAAUGUAAAAAUAUUACAAACGAAAGUUCUUAUUUGGAAAAUAUUUCAGAUUUUAUAAACAAAAAGUUAAUAUUUGUUAAAUUUUUACAACUUGGUUAAAAAAAAGGCAGAGUUCACCAUAUUUAAAAAAUAUAUUCAUCUGAAAUAUCUUAGAUUAAUUUAUUUGAACAAUAGUUUCCCCCUAAAUGAAUUUAUUUUAUGAAAUUAUGUCUUCACAUAAGUAACACCCUAGCAAGUAAUUAAAUACUGGUUUUGUAACAUGAAAACAAACAACAGUUAGUGACCUAGCCAGUUUUAGUUAAUGCCUGUUGCUUCUGCUACAUUUCCUCCCUCUUGUGUGUACUUUCCCCAUCUGUAAAUGCAAUUUCGUUGUGCACAGUUGCAAUGACAAUAAAAGACCAUACCAUACCAUGACAUACAUGAAACAAACACAUUUUUAUCUCCUCAGGCUGAACCAAUCCGUGUAGUGGUGACCGGCGCUGCGGGCCAGAUUGCCUAUUCCCUGCUGUAUAGCAUUGCUAAGGGAGAUGUCUUUGGGAAGGACCAGGUAAGAAUGAGCCUCCUCUCUCUAUGGUUACAUAACCUGCAGAGCCCCCACCCCCCUGGAGCUUGCAGCACAGACAGCUGGGCGAUGCUGUGUGUGUUGUUACAUAAUGUACCCCAUCAUGAAUUAUACAUGGUUUACAUGGGGAUGGCUUCAGUUAGAUUUGGGUCCUCAUCAGAGUCAGAUCAAGGAAAUCUUGUAAAGGAGAUGAGCUCAAACAGAAAGAAGAAUAGCAUCUUAUUCCAGGAUUGUUUUGUUUAAGGUCAGCUUAACUAUAACCCAUCAUGAGGCACGAUGAUAAGAACCAGCAAGUGAUUUUGACUAUCAUACCAGUGUUUCUGUGCAACAGUAGAGCCUCUCUUGGGGAUCAGAGGUUCUGCAGCUUUAUGAAUGAACCAUCUAACAAUUGAAGGAGCACUGUAAUUUUUUUUUCAGAAAACCUUUAAAUCAAUCAAAAUAGUUCAUUAAUUUUUUUGUACUCUGAAUAAAAGUCUGAAAAUAUUUUGAGGGCCACUGAACUGACGGUGUGCUCAAAUGAAAAUGAAAUGGAAGUAAUCAAAACACUUUAUAAUUUCUGUUAGUUUUACUUUCUACUUUGAUGUUCUGUCAAUUUCAACAGUUUAAUGAUUUUAAAAUACUUUUUAUGUCUUUUUGAUUUUAAGAGACUAUAUGUCUCUUUGAAUUGCCUUGUGUAUGUAUGGUGCUAUACAAAUAAACUUGCCUUGCCAUAGUUAUAAUCAAUUUUAGAGAUAUUCAGAGCAAUUCUUCCCCAGAAUGGUGGCUGUAAAGAUAUAAUGCACAACAUUCACUCUUUUUAGGCCUCAAAGAUGUUACUGUAGAGGUGGGAAAACUUGUAUCCGUGUUAUUUGUCUAAACCUGACCUCUCUGCUUCCUCGACUGUGUCCCUUGAGACCUUGAAAGUCAUCUACAGACUUUGAUGUGUGCCCUGACCUCGUGCACUUUACCUCUGUUUAUUAAAAACACCACCUGCAGGGGAAUCUCACCUGUAUGUAUGUUCCCCUUCCUUUUCAGCCAAUCAUCUUGAUCCUUCUGGACAUCCCUCCCAUGCUGCCUGUGCUGGAAGGAGUGGUCAUGGAGCUGCAGGACUGCGCCCUCCCCCUGCUGAAGGGUGAGUCAGCAGUGUGUGUUUGAGCUUAAACACGGACCUGAUCUUUUGUUAAACAAAAUGCAUCAAGCUUUAAAUGUUGUUAAAGGGAUAUUCCAGCAUAAAUUUAAGUUAUGGUCAAACACACCGUAACCGAGUUAGACAAUGAAGUUGGUAUAACUGGUGCAAAGAAUUUCAGAAGCGCUCUUUUAGACUUCUUAUGCCUGCAGCAAUGAACAGGCUGUAGCAGGUUCAACAGAAAAAAAUGUACAUGUCCAAACUACUUCCACAAACCGUUCAGUCAGGAUGUUCCAGGAUGUGCAGUGUCACCACUGUCACCACUGUCACCCCUUUCUCGCUUUUCUACACCAUUUUUGCAGUAACAUUUGUGUCUUAUGUCCUUUUAACUCUCCCUCAGUGUUUAUCUGCAACCCUUUCACAUUUAAGACAAAGGCAUUGAUCUAGAUACUUUAAAAAAUGUGUGGACUUAGUGAAACUUGUUGUUUUGCACUGUUAUAGGCCUGCAGAACCAAUGAAGCUGCAGCAUUAUAGGGGUACAAAGUUAAGACUGAACGUCAUGGGGGGCAAAAUUUCAUAUCUUGAGAUUCAUGCCUGAUAUCUCAAUAUCAAUACGAUACAAUAUAACUAUGGGUUCAGUGAAAAUUACGAUUUUCUUAGGAAAAUAAAAAUGUAAUAUAAAAGGAUGUGGAAAGUGCAGUUUUAGUGAUUACACCUUGUGGAAAAUAUAUAUCAUUGAUAUUCUUGAUAUUGCAAUAUUAAUAUCUUGAAUGUUCGUAUAUCUUUCAGUCUCAGUACAGAGGGAGUGCAGACUUCAGUGGUCAUAGAUGGCAAAUAGAGGAAAAUGUGGAAAUAGUUGGCAGGUCUACUUGGGUGGCCUGCCAAAGUAUCUGACCAUUUCUGAUGGAACAAAAUGUUGUUUAGUGGGAGUAAUGGGUUGAUUCUAGUACUGGAGCAACUCUGAAAUACAAGUUUGCAUAUAUCUGUGUCAGUAUUGGUGGAAUGAGUCUGAAAACAUUGCCGCAUCAGAUAUCUGCAAGAAUGGUAUCCCUGAUUAUUUUGCAUAUAAGAGCAAGGCUUAAGUUAUAUAAUAACAGACUUUUUUAAAAGGACUCAAUGAAACAAGUGAUUAAACUGAUUUUGUGCAUGCAUGUGGAGGGAAAAUUUGACCACCUAGUUAUACAUCAAUUAACCAAAUUCUGAGCAAAAACAAAGAAGGUGUGUGAUUCAGUGUUGUUUCUCUGCAGUGGAGCCUGGGGUUGUUGUAGCUGUAGCCAUAACAGUCAUGUGUUAACCUUCAGAUAAGAACAGAGUAUCGCAGUCAGGUUAUAAAUAAAGAAAGCUACAUCAGUCUGCAGCCGCUAACACUGUCAAUCACACUUCUCACCUGCUGCACGCUUUAAACAACGAGGCAAGGCAUCUUUAUUUACAUAGCGCAUUUCACCAUGUCUGCUUGUGGUUGUGUUUUUGUCCUCCAUAACCUCUGCUGCUGCUGCUGCUGCUGCUGUGUGGCGGAAGGAAGGAGUGUCUAUAACAAGGCCUCUGAUUGGCUGAGAGCUCGGGCUUCACAGCAGCCAAUCAGAGGGGUGGUGGGACAACAAUGAACAGAGGGGAAGUGAACUCUGAGUGAAGUCCGAGCUGAUAACAACGGCUUACUCCUAAUAAUCAAAUGUGUGUUAUCGUUGGGAUCAGCCGAGGUUGCAGGGAUCUCUAAGAGAGGCUGAGUUUCAAAAUGUAAACAAGAAGAGGAUGUUUGAAUUUAAUAAAGCUUCAAUGAUUAAAAACAUGAUUUCUAAUUUGACUGUGUUGAAAAAAUACAGAUGUUUUCAAUGUUUCUGGAAAAAUAGUACACCAGUAAAUCAGUACACCAGUACGUCAUCUCAGCCUUAUCAAUACGUUGGUAAAGCAGUGCAGCGUCUGCCUGGACUGAUAAGACACCUCCCUGUUCAAAGGGCUGAUAAGGACAGUCAAUCAAAACCACUCUGAGGGAAAUCAUUUUGGUGUCAAAGAGAUAUUCUUUCACAAUAAGAUUAUUGGUUCAGUUUUUUAAUAGCCAGCACUCUGUAAGAUCUACACAUAAACAUACUAAGAACAACAACAACAACAAAAACAAAGUACAAAGACGUGAUGAGAAAAAAGUCCAAAAUAGUAUAACAAAGAUUAAAGAUAAUCUUAAAUUAAAACUUAAAAUCUUUAAGCCACAAAUACUCUGUCUCCUUUCUCCACAGAUGUGAUCCCCACUGACAAGGUGGAGGUGGCUUUUAAGAAUGUGGACGCUGCCAUCUUGGUGGGCUCCAUGCCCAGGAAGGAGGGGAUGGAGAGGAAGGACCUGCUGAAAGCCAAUGUGGCGAUCUUCAAGACUCAGGGUGCCGCGCUGGAGCAGCACGCCAAGAAGACCGUCAAGGUGACCUCUCUCUCUGCAAACUUACAACUGGCACUGUUAUUUUGGUUAUUUGUGUAUGGAUGCAGGAAUGUCUUGCUUGAAAGGUCGUUUCACUCAAUCUCAAGUGUUUCAAAGAAGACCGCAGCUGACAAACAGACUCACCUUUCUGCAGAGCUCUAAUCUGCUGAAAUAACAGCGUUUCUCUGAGUGUUUGUCAUUUUUAGCUCACACUGUAAUGCUCACCAAUCCCCUCAUGACCCAAAGUCCUCCAUGAGGCCACAGAAGUCAAAGGUUAAAAAGUCACAUGACUGGAAUCUGUGGAGAAGAGAAAACAGGCUGAUGUUAAAUCCUGUGAAGCUUUCUUUACUUUCUCUGCAGCAGAAACUCUCCGAUAAACAAUAUCUGGACCUUACAGGGGAGAACAAGUCCAGGCUUCAUUAUGGAGAAAAAAACCUGUAAAGAUUUAACAAUGAUAUUUAAUCUGUCCUCUACAGAUGGCUUAUGCUGAGCUUCAACCAAAUGAUGUUCACAGCCCCAGACUAAAAAUAGUCUUGAGUAAAUCUUGGAGUUUUACUGGAGUUUAAGUUUAAGGUGGUAAUCUGCGCUGUUUCAUAAAAGUCUUUUCCUAGUCUUUGAUAUUAUAGCAAGUCGCAGUGACGUAACACAACCAGCAACCAAUAGAGGAGCUCUAACAAAAGCGGAAAAGGAAACCUGACAGUCAAAACAAGAAUGUAUGAAGACUAACUGGCAAUAAUAAAUAAAGAGCGGAUAGUGGAGCUGUGGACAGAUCAGCCUUGCCUAUUCAACGUCAUCUGCUGGGUUUUCCCCUACACAGCUGAAUAAAAGCCGCCACACCUCAACAAUAAAGUUUUUUUACGCGCUGCCUUGGGACUCAGUAUGUAUCAGUACAUAGGGCGCACACGGGCUACACCGCGGGACACGCGUGCCGAGUAUUAGCAUUAGCGAGUUCCGAGUUGUCAUAUGCGAACACGCAGCUGAUUAAUGAGCCCCCCCUUCAAAUUACACACCACCACAGAUAGAUUCCCCACCAGUGGGAAACACUGAACUAUCAAAAAAUGCUAAAAGAACCUAGUUAUAGUCUUGUAAAUAGUGACCCAACAAGAUUCACAGUCUUUGUAGAAUCUCUGUCUGAGAUUAAAACCUCUAAACACUUGUCUUUAGAUGUGAGCAGGUGUGAGCUGAUGGUUUUCCAGGAGUCUUUUCUGAAUCUUCUAGAAGUCUUCUGGUGGAAAGCUGGCCUUACGUUUCACAGUAAAAUUGUUAGUUUAAGGCUUUUUUAUGCUCGCCAUAAAUAUGAAAAUGUAAGUGUCCAUUUCAAACAAUGGUUCUGUCACUGCCCACAUACCUCCAUGUGUCCUUUAUGUUGGCAUGAAUGUUAACCAUUACAUCCACCAGGGGGCAGGCUGGGGUCAUAAGUUUCUGACGACAACAAACAAAAAGAAACAUUGCGACUGUGUAGGAGUUAGUGAUAAUGUAUAUUUUGCAUAGGAGACAGAAAUGGAGUCGGUGUUGGAGCAGGCGGUGGUCAGUCAGGCCACUAAAUGCCUGGCGGUUGAAGACGGAGAAUUCCUUCCUCUAGUUGUACCGAUGAGAGAAAUUGACGAUGAUCCUCAAAAAACCUCGCCAUUUUCUUCUUCGUUUCUCUCUUGAGGUGCGUAUCGGGUAGUGACAGCAGCAACUCUGCCCCCACGGUUUCUGGUGGUACUGCUCCGUCUGGCCCAUAUCCGUAAACUUUAAGGAUUCGUGCAGAAAUACGGACGAAAAGAACGCGAAGCACGGACAGAGAGCUCUGUCCGUAUCCGGGUCCGUAUGUAACGUUGAGCAAAAUGAGCCUUUACAACUAACUCGUAGCCAGCCCUCUUACCGCCAGAGAAAUACUGAGCAACAUUCACUCGGUGUAAGAAGGUUUGUGUUUUUGGGGCCCCUGUUUUUUUUUUUUUUUACAGUGACCUAAAACUCUGUUAACAUGUUUCCAAAAGUAUCUGCACAUGUGUAGACGGUGCCACAGCGUUAACUAUCAGAUCAGGCUGAGAUUUAAAAACCCAUCAGGUUGUUACUUAAUCUGGACUUCUUAAACAGCUGCAGGGUCCUCUGUCUCGAGAAACUGUUUCAGAUGUCUCUGAGGUUUUUUUUUUUUUCUGUGGUAAAUCAGAUACGUGGUCAGUCUGAUUGAGUGAUUUUGUUUUUUCAGGUUCUGGUUGUUGGAAACCCGGCAAACACCAACUGUCUGAUUGCCUCCAAGUCUGCUCCAUCCAUCCCCAAAGAGAACUUCUCCUGCCUGACCCGCCUGGACCACAACAGAGCCUGCUCCCAGGUACACACUCUUAAACAGCCACAGGUCUGGCCUCAGCAGUAAGUUGUACUUGUUUGUGACUCUGCUGCUGUUUGUGUGUCCCUCCUUCAGGUGGCGAUGCGUUGUGGCGUCUCCUCUGACCACGUGAAGAAUGUCAUCAUCUGGGGAAACCACUCCUCCACCCAGUACCCCGAUGUGCAUCACGCCAAGGUCAACGUCAGCGGCUCUGAGAUGGCUGCCUACGACGCCGUGAAAGACGAGGCCUGGCUCAGAGGAGACUUCAUCUCUGUGAGUCUCAGGGUUAUUUCAGGGUCAUUUCCUGUUUUCUUGUGGUGUUCAGAUCCCACAGACUGUCUUCCUCCAGGUUUCACUCCCUGUUCUCUUUUCAAACCUCCUCUUCUUCACCUUCCUCUUUCAGACGGUGCAGCUGCGUGGUGCGGCCGUCAUCAAGGCCAGGAAGCUGUCCAGCGCCAUGUCUGCCGCCAAGGCCAUCUGUGACCACAUGAGGGACAUCUGGUUCGGCACCAAGGAGGUCAGUGAGGCCGGGCAUAUAUGAUGAUAUGAUUUCACUGAACAUAAAAAAUAUUUCAUGUAUCAAACAUUUUACAAAACACUAAAAUAUUUUGCAUGAAUACAAAAUAUAUUUUGGAAAUAUGGAUAAAUGUGAAAACAAACUUUGUGAAUAAUCAGAACAGUUAUUUCUGUAUUUUGCAGUCUUUCUCAUUUUUUGACCCUGUUGGAAAUUUUCGUUUUGUUGUUUUUAUUUCACACUGACUGAAUCUGUUGCUAUUUUCCACCUCAGGGUGAAUUCAUCUCCAUGGGAGUUUACGCCAAAGGAAACCCCUAUGGCAUCCCAGAGGACCUCAUCUACUCCUUCCCCGUUCAAAUCAAGGUGAGUCUGCCCAUUCACAAACCAGGGCACAGAAAUGACUGAUGAUGUGACAGUGGAUCCAGAACUUCACUUAAAGUCACAUUUUAACACAUUUAAGUAUUUUCUACUGCUAAGUAUAGACCCUUUUGGGGUGGAGGUCAUGACAACAUCAGUGUUAGCUGCAGGCAAAGAGAUAAAACUGGGGCCACUUCCAUAUGUGGUCCUGAAUCAGAUACAGAUCUUUUUUUUUUAUUUUUUAUUUUUUAUGCAACCUGAGUGUGAGCAGCCAAGGCGGAUUUUAUACGUUCACAUCACUAUUUAGAGCGACAUAAGUUACAGUUCUGUGUGGCGGCAGCCCUGCAAAAAUAGAGGCUAGCAAGGGUGGAGCAAGUCAGUGUAGGGACAGAGAGAAGGCAUAUCAAAAGAACUUGCUAAUAAGGACACAGAAGAAUGUGGCUGCAGUAUCAGCAAAAAGUAACCACGGUAAAGUUAGUUUUAGGUUGGAUAUUCGAGUGAUAUUUGAUGGUGAAUGUCCAUUGAAUAUCUAACCUAAAACCUAACUUCACCAUGGUCAAAAAGUAAAGAGCCUUAAAGCUAAGUUUAAAGAAGCUAAAGAUUCACAACAACCGGAGUGACCAUGUUUUGGGUGAUAAACUCAGCUGUCAGCUGUUGGAGCUGCUGGAUAGCUAUCAGGAAGCAGGCGAAGAGGAGCCUGAAUCUCCGAGGAGCAGAUCAAGUUCAGCGAACAACCUAGAUAUAAUACUGCCUUCUUCCAUGUUUACAACUGUGCAACAGUGUGUUGCAUCUGAAUUUGUUAUUCUUUUGCGCAUGCAGGCAGUUAAGAGUCCCAAACAGUUCACAUUGGAAUCUGAUACAGGUCACAUUAUAAAUGGUAGUGUGAACAGCCAAACAAAAAAUUGGAUCCAAGCAAAGAAAAUCAGAAUUGAGCUUUAAGUCCUACAGUCUGAAUGUAGCCUUAGAGUCCUGCUGGAGCUAUAGGGCCUCAGCAGGUCUCUGAUAUAAGCUGGAGCCUGUCCAUGCCAAGCUCUGAACACAAUAACAAGUAACUGAAAUUGGAUUCUGAAUUGAAUUAUUAUAAUUAUAAUCCUGAUUUAAUGUUUUUCUUGCCACCUUAAUCUCAUACAACUCACUUGUUGUAUUUCUGAUUUUUUUCUGUCGACUUUAAUCUGUUAGUCUGAUGACGUCAUCCUCCCAUGACUCAUCUUUUUUAAUUUAAUUAAUAAAUGACCUCUAAAUUUCUCCUCUGUAACCCUGUCACAGAACAAGACCUGGAAAAUGGUUGAUGGACUCCCCAUCAAUGACUUCUCCCGCGCCAAGAUGGACGCCACAGCAGCUGAGCUAGUGGAGGAGAGAGACACCGCCCUGGACUUCCUGUCCCAGUGACUGUCACCCCCCGGUGACCAACAACAGCAACAGCACUUAGACGCCGCGACGACUCCCUGCUCGCGGCUCUGAUGAAGAAGAAACCUUUCAUUCUUAUAAACCGUCCCAGCUGCCGACUGUGUGUCACCUUUGUGUGUGUGUGUCGAUGUGUGUGAGUGUGUCAUCAAGGCCACUUCUUCAGGUUCUCAGAUUAAACCUGUUUAAUGACCACAUCCUGACCUCCUCUUCCUCAGUCUGAGAGGCGCUGAGUUGAAUGUCUGUUGGUAGACGACAACGCACACUAGCUGUUCAGAAACUGUAACGGAACAAGUUAUCACCAAUAAAACAACCAGGAAACUUAAACGACAAAACUCUGACUCGUUAAUGCUUCUGUAAUUCUCACUUUUACUGCUAUGAAAGUCAGACAUGCAGCUGAUCUGAACUUGAAUACAUACGUCCCUACCUUCCAAACCACCAGACCAAGUUGUUGGUCCACAGCUGCCUCUAAUGGUCCCAUAUGUUUCUGCUUUUGUGAUGUUCUGGAUCCAAGAUAACAUUUAACAUAAAAAAAGUCAAUGUCAUGGUGCAAGAGAAAAACCAGCAGGUCCCCCAAUAUUACAUGUCUGCAGAGUCUGAGAGCCCAGUAGAUCCACGGCUGUGACAGAUCCACAACCCUCUUGGUGCCCCUGCUGGGCUAAAACAUACCAUAAUCAUUUCACAAACAUAGGACACAUCUUCUUGUGAACAUGUUUUUUUAAUUGAAACUACAGAUAGUAAUAGUAGUGCAGGCUCUGAUGAGCCCUCUAAUUUCAACCCGAGAAAAUAUUUGCAAACUUAACCUUCGUGGUUGACAGCUCGGCUGAAAUGGUUUCGUAGGUGAAUUUGUACAGCGCUUAACUUUGUUGGCUUAAAAGAAAUGCAGAAUGGACAGUGGUACUUGUUGCAGCAGGUUUGGCACCGAACCAGUUCGGGCAGUGCUCUCCCUUCUUGAAUCUUGCUGUUUAUUUUUACAAGAAAUCUCCAAAGGAGGACACAGUUUUUUUAGAUUAUUUAUUUCUAUUUUUUUCUGGGUUUUUUCGGCCCAUUUACUGUGCAGUUGUGCACAUUAGGAAGCCAGUUGAGGGAAGGUAGGGUCUGUGAUUUAAAUGGUUAUAAUUUUGUAUAUAAUAUAUCCAUCUUUUAAAUCACCCAGUUGUGUAUGUGUCUGGUUUCUCUGCAGAUACGUGCUUUCAGGCUCUGUAGCUGUUUUUAGAUCUUUCAGAUACUGGCUCAAUAUUAAACUAUAAAGUUAUACUUAAACUAAAAAGGUUCAUUUAGUCUGUUGAUGAUAAAUUAUACUUAGCUAGAGUAACCGCUGCACUUGCAAUGACUUAUUCUGACUACAGAGAGGCAGCAUUGAGCCAGUCUCUAAAGUGACAUGCAAGUUUAAUAGGAUUUUUGUGAAGUUCAGCCUGUCUGUUCUUUACUACAGAUGCAGCUUUUUCUGGAUAACAGACAUUGUUAUCAUUAUCAUUUUGUUAUAUUUUUUUUCAAUGAGAAUAUUUGUCCCCAUUUUUCUGAAUUUACAAGAUAAUUACCUCAUUAAUUAAAAAAGUAAACGUAA